UCCCAGAGGGCACCGCGGUCUGGAGCGGAGCCUUUUUUCUCAAAUAGCGCGCGCCCUCCCCUUGUGGUUCCACGGUAGAGGUGACCUGACUCCCCGAGGCUCGUUUUGCAGGUGCCGAAAUUGUCCACGCAGUUCCGAAUCAUGCCUGAGCCAAUCAGAGUCCUUGUGACUGGAGCAGCUGGUCAAAUUGCAUAUUCACUGCUGUACAGUAUCGGAAAUGGAUCUGUCUUUGGUAAAGACCAGCCUAUCAUUCUUGUGCUGUUGGAUAUCACUCCCAUGAUGGGUGUCCUGGAUGGUGUCCUAAUGGAACUGCAAGACUGCGCCCUUCCUCUCCUGAAAGAUGUCAUCGCAACAGAUAAAGAAGAGGUUGCCUUCAAAGACCUGGAUAUAGCCGUUCUUGUGGGCUCCAUGCCAAGAAGGGAUGGCAUGGAGAGGAAGGAUUUACUCAAAGCAAAUGUGAAUAUCUUCAAAACCCAGGGUGCAGCCUUGGAGAAAUAUGCCAAGAAGUCAGUUAAGGUGAUCGUGGUGGGAAACCCAGCCAAUACCAACUGUCUGACUGCCUCUAAGUCAGCACCAUCCAUCCCCAAGGAGAACUUCAGUUGCUUGACGCGUUUGGAUCAUAACCGAGCUAAAGCUCAGAUUGCUAUUAAACUUGGUGUGACUUCUGAUGAUGUAAAGAAUGUCAUUAUCUGGGGAAACCAUUCCUCAACUCAGUAUCCAGAUGUCAACCAUGCCAAGGUGAAACUGCAAGGAAAGGAAAUUGGUGUUUAUGAAGCUCUGAAGGAUGACAGCUGGCUCAAGGGAGAAUUCAUCACAACGGUGCAGCAGCGUGGCGCAGCUGUCAUCAAGGCUCGAAAACUAUCCAGUGCGAUGUCUGCUGCAAAAGCCAUCUGUGACCACAUCAGAGACAUCUGGUUUGGGACCCCAGAGGGAGAGUUUGUGUCCAUGGGUGUUAUCUCUGACGGCAACUCCUAUGGUGUUCCCGACGAUCUGCUCUACUCGUUCCCUGUUACAAUCAAGAAUAAGACAUGGAAGAUUGUUGAAGGUCUCCCUAUUAAUGAUUUCUCACGUGAGAAGAUGGAUAUCACUGCAAAGGAACUAACAGAAGAAAAAACAACUGCUUUAGAAUUUCUUUCCUCUGCAUGACUAGACAAUCAUUGUGAAGUUACUAAAUACCCCAAAGCUGAAGAAUCUAAAUGUCGUCUUUGACUCUAGUAUCAAAUAAUAAUGCUAUACUUAAAUCACUUGUGAAACACAGCACAUUUUAAAGAGUGUGUGCUUCUCGGUACAAAUUUGUGAAAGUUUAUCAUCAUGCUAUUAGUGUUGCAUUCUAAAUAAAAUAUAUAUUCAAAGGAAAA
Phyllostomus hastatus (greater spear-nosed bat) is the source of this 1358-nucleotide messenger RNA. It is a transcript of the gene MDH1, whose product is annotated as malate dehydrogenase 1. The transcript is spliced from 9 exons. Gene Ontology annotation, biological process: oxaloacetate metabolic process; tricarboxylic acid cycle; malate metabolic process. Gene Ontology annotation, cellular component: mitochondrion; cytosol. Gene Ontology annotation, molecular function: L-malate dehydrogenase (NAD+) activity. The record is from RefSeq and is a predicted model, not a curated record. Bases 142 to 1146 code for a protein of 334 amino acids. Lineage: Eukaryota; Metazoa; Chordata; Mammalia; Chiroptera; Phyllostomidae.